This is a messenger RNA of Trypanosoma cruzi, 1017 nucleotides long. Its product is annotated as glyceraldehyde 3-phosphate dehydrogenase, cytosolic, putative. The record is from RefSeq and is a predicted model, not a curated record. The transcript has a single exon. Gene Ontology annotation, biological process: glucose metabolic process. NCBI's taxonomy places the organism in Eukaryota, Euglenozoa, Kinetoplastea, Trypanosomatida, Trypanosomatidae. Bases 1 to 1017 code for a protein of 338 amino acids. Gene Ontology annotation, molecular function: NAD binding; NADP binding; oxidoreductase activity, acting on the aldehyde or oxo group of donors, NAD or NADP as acceptor.
AUGACUGAAGGGAAAAAAUUGACCAUCAAGAUUGGCAUCAAUGGCUUUGGCCGCAUCGGCCGAAUGGUCUUCCGCGCCGCGCAACACCGCAACGACAUUGAGAUUGUUGGCAUUAACGAUCUGCUGGACGCGGAUUACAUGGCGUACAUGCUGAAGUAUGACUCCACGCACGGUCGCUACGGCGGCAUGGUGGAGGUGCGGGAAGGUGCUCUUGUCGUCAACGGCAAGAAGAUCCGCGUGACAAGUGAGCACGAUCCCGCCAAUCUCAAGUGGAAUGAGGUCGGCGCGGUGGUCGUGGUCGAGUCGACAGGUCUCUUCCUCACCGAUGAGACCGCCCGCAAGCACAUUCAGGCCGGCGCAAAGAAGGUCGUCAUGACAGGCCCGCCAAAGGACGACACGCCCAUGUUUGUCAUGGGUGUGAACAACACGAUGUACAAGGGACAGGAAAUCGUCUCCAACGCCUCGUGCACAACGAACUGCCUUGCGCCGCUUGCGAAGAUUAUUCAUGAGAAAUUUGGCAUCGUUGAGGGUCUCAUGACGACAGUGCAUGCCACCACGGCAACACAAAAAACAGUGGGUGGUCCAUCGCAGAAAGACUGGCGCGGAGGUCGCGGUGCGGCGCAGAACAUCGUUCCGUCCGCCACCGGAGCAGCCAAGGCGGUUGGGAAAGUUAUUCCCGCGCUGAACGGCAGGCUGACCGGCAUGGCGUUCCGUGUGCCGACUCCAAACGUGUCUGUUGUCGACCUCACCGCGCGCCUGGAGAGGCCAGCGACAUACGAGCAGAUCUGCGCCGCCAUCAAGGCAGCCUCUGAGGGGGAGCUGAAAGGCAUUCUUGGCUACACGGAGGACGAGGUUGUUUCCACUGACAUGAAUGGCGUCGCGCUGACGUCCGUCUUUGACGUCAAGGCCGGUAUUUCCCUCAACGAUCACUUCGCGAAGCUCGCCCCAUGGUACGACAACGAGACUGGGUACUCCCACAAAGUGCUGGACCUCGUUGCCUACAUCUCAGCACACUGA